CACGUUGACAUCUACAAUGUUUGUCUGCUUUUUGAUUCAUUUGUUCUUUGGGGGAAUGGCUCAGCUGACUUAUCAGGAAUCAUCCGUCUCUAUUCAUCAAGAGAGACGUUUUGUCUCAGCUGAAGUUGGACACACUGUGAGUCUGCAAUGUUUUUAUGAAGGUGGUGAUUCAGCAUGUCUUUACUGGUAUAAACAAAGUCUGGGUCAGACACCAAGGCUUAUUUCUACAUUCUACGUGUAUGAUAAAAGAAUAACUUUCCAUGAUGAAUUUUCUGACGAAUCACGUUUCAAACUCCACACUGAAAACAAAACAAUUCACUUGACCAUUUUGAAUUUGAAAGUUUCAGACUCAGCUACUUACUACUGUGCAUGUAGCUAUAAAUAUGUAUUCAAUUUCACGGAGGGCACUAUAGUCAGUGUAAAGGACUCAGGUUGGAACGUCCUAGCUUUAGUCCAUCAGUCAGCAUCUGAGACCACCAAGCAUGGAGAUGCUGUGACCCUGAGCUGUACAGUCCUCACUGGGACCUGUGAUGGAGAACACAGUGUUUACUGGUUCAGAAACUCUGAAGAAUCUCACUCAGGACUCAUUUACACCCAAGGAGACAGGAAUAGUUCAUGUCUGAGGAAAUACAACCAACAAAGCUGUGAAUACAACUUACCAAUAAAGAGCGUCGAUCACUCUCAUGCUGGGACUUACUACUGCGCUGUCGCUUCAUGUGGACACAUUCUGUUUGGAAACGGGACCAAGGUGAUCAUCACAGAUGUAGAGCAUCUGGUGUAUAUCUUGAGUGGAGCUUUGACUUUUACCAUCAUCUUGAUUUUAUUGUUGGCCGUCAUUACGUGCGUGAUCUACAAGAGAAACAACUGCAAGUGUAAAGAAUCUGGUGCAAGAAUUUCAGCUCCCUCCACAGCAGAUGAACAGGGUGACCACAAUGAGGAAGACAUCCAUUACACAGCGUUGAGGGGACACAGGGUCAACAGAUCCAGAAGACCACAAAACACUGAGGAUGAAUGUGUGUACUCGGGUAUAAAACAGUAGACAAAGUGAUUAGUAAUUAUGUUAUAAAUGAGCCUUUUAGACAUAGUGGUCAUCUUAAUAGUAUCUUUUUGGAUUGGUAAACAGAGCCCAUUUCGAUUAGGCCAGAUCGGCAGGUCAAUCCGUGUCAGUCCAGAACAUAGGACUCUGUAGUCGGGGACUUCAGAGCAGAUACCAUCUUUACAUUUCAGAUGAGGCUAUUUAUUUAUUUUGUACUUUAUUGUCAUAUUUCUUUAUUUCUUUUGGAUCUUUUAUUUAAACACCUUUUCAUAUUUAUUUCAUUUUGGUUUUUUUAUCAGUGAUGUGAUGGUUUUUUAGUGAUUUUAAAAUAAUACAUUUUUACGUCUCUUAUUCUCUUAGUCAUGAGGCUUUUGAUGUCUUGUGUGAAGCUCUUGUGUGAAUUGCCUUGUUGCUGAAAUGUGCUAUUUAAAUAAACCUGACUUGACUUUA
Molecule: messenger RNA, 1486 nt
Organism: Labrus bergylta (ballan wrasse)
Lineage: Eukaryota; Metazoa; Chordata; Actinopteri; Labriformes; Labridae
Biological process (GO): response to bacterium
Source: RefSeq, a predicted model, not a curated record